This is a messenger RNA of Solanum pennellii, 640 nucleotides long. RefSeq lists its product as uncharacterized. The transcript is spliced from 4 exons. NCBI's taxonomy places the organism in Eukaryota, Viridiplantae, Streptophyta, Magnoliopsida, Solanales, Solanaceae. Bases 27 to 527 code for a protein of 166 amino acids. The record is from RefSeq and is a predicted model, not a curated record.
AAAGUACAACUCCAACAGGCUCUAUUAUGUUAAUUCCAUUUGAGGAUGACAUUAUAUCUGUGGCUAACAUCCAAGCACAACCUCCGGGACAAAUAUUUAAUAUUGAGGCUGAAUUGUGUCUUGCAAGUAAGGAUCAACUCUUUAGUGUGUUAGCAUGCUCAAAUUGUAAGCAAUUAUUCACAAGAUAUAAUGUGCGAAGGGAAAUCUACUGCACAACUUGUCACCGAUCCACACAUCUUAUUCUUAGGUGUCAAUUUGAAGUUACUGUUAAGGACAACAACGGUUUUGCAACAGCUAUUGUUUCAAAUGAAAUUGCAGAGAAAAUGUUGCACCUCACUUCCGAAGAAAUUUAUGAAAUUUGCUUCGUUAAGAAAGGAACAUUAUCGCUGCAAAAUGUGGAAGAUCAACUGAAUGGAAAAAUAUUCAACAUUCAAAUGGAAAGUCUAUUCACAAAAAAGUUGGAUGCAACGCAAAAAUUAUCCAUUUUGUCUUACCUGGAGAAAGAAGAUGUCGUUCAUAACCAAUGACAUCUACAACAGUCAAUGUUACAGAAGGAAAAAGCGCACAAUUGAACAUGUUAAUUCAAGGGAAAAAGAAUAUCCAAGCAUCGCAAAUAAAUUUAAUCCUCCCAUGAAAAAAA